Polypterus senegalus (gray bichir) is the source of this 4856-nucleotide messenger RNA. It is a transcript of the gene entpd6, whose product is annotated as ectonucleoside triphosphate diphosphohydrolase 6. Gene Ontology annotation, biological process: nucleoside diphosphate catabolic process. Gene Ontology annotation, molecular function: GDP phosphatase activity; UDP phosphatase activity. Lineage: Eukaryota; Metazoa; Chordata; Cladistia; Polypteriformes; Polypteridae. The transcript has 14 exons. Gene Ontology annotation, cellular component: Golgi apparatus; membrane. Bases 164 to 1489 code for a protein of 441 amino acids. The record is from RefSeq and is a predicted model, not a curated record.
GCCCAGGAUCCAGCAGUUGCCGCUGAGCAGGGUGCGUGGCCGGACUCGCCCCUUUCACCGACAGUGAGCGGUGUAAACGAUGUACGAAACAUAUAAGAAAAGGUUGUGAUUCCAGCAGGAAGGGCGAAACCUCUGGGGAUUAUGAGUGAGCACAUCCGGAGAAAUGAGGAUACCAAAAUUAGCCAUCGCCUUUUUUUUUCUCUUCUGUGUGGCGCUAUACGUGAUGUAUAUCAAAUGGCACAUUGAAGCUUUACCUCUCACAGACUCCAAAGACUACCUGAAAUUAAAAAAUGACCCAGAUAAUCUUUGCCAGCCCAUGUCGGAAGAAGAAGACAGUCGCUAUUUCCUGUAUGGAAUUAUGUUUGACGCCGGGAGUACAGGAACAAGGAUCCAUAUUUUUAAAUUUAAACAAAUGCCAAACGAUUCCCCAAAAUUGGAACAUGAAAUAUUUAAAGCUAUAAAACCUGGCCUAUCUGCUUAUGCGGAUGAUCCUGAAAAAUGCACUGCUGGAAUCGAGGAACUCUUGAUCACUGCGAAACAGACCAUUCCCUGUUCCCGUUGGAAAAGCACUCCUUUAGUACUGAAAGCCACAGCCGGGCUUCGCUUGUUACCUGAUGAGAAAGCAGAAGACUUGCUCAACCAGGUGAGAAAUGUUUUCCAGAAAUCUCCAUUUCUAAACAAAGCUGACUGUGUUUCUAUCAUGGAUGGCACUGAUGAAGGUAUUUCUGCGUGGAUUACUGUGAACUUUUUAUUAGGCAGUUUGCAUGGCUCGCAGCAGAGAACUGUUGGCAUGCUUGAUAUGGGAGGAGGUUCUACGCAAAUAACAUUCUCUCCACAAGAUGAGGUGACCAUCCAAACCUCUCCAGUAGAUUACAUUACGUCUUUCCAGAUGUUUAAUAACACCCACACGCUGUAUUCACACAGUUAUCUUGGGCUUGGUUUAAUGUCAGCAAGACUUGCCAUUUUAGGAGGAAUUGAAGGUCACCCUUUGGAAGAAGGAGAAGAACUGCAGAGUCCUUGCUUGGCUCCAGACUACAGAGGAGACUGGGAGCAUGCCGAGGUGGUCUACACUCUGAGGGGUCAGAAAGCAGGAGAGCCCAUCUAUGAGUCCUGCUAUAAUAAAGUAGAGAAAAUGCUGUACAAGAAAGUGAAAAAUGCAGGCGAGGAGAAAGACUUGGACUUCUUUGCUUUUUCAUAUUAUUAUGACCGGGCCGUAGACGCUGGUCUCAUUGAUGAACGUUCAGGAGGAGUCGUCAAAGUUGAGGAGUAUGAAAUGGCAGCUAAAAAAGUGUGCACAAGCAUGGAAACUAAACCAGGAGAGAAGCCAUUUCUGUGUCUCGAUCUGACCUACAUCUCUGUAUUACUGCAAGAACUGGGCUUUCCGAAAGAGAAGGUCUUCAAGCUUGCCAGAAAGAUUAACGAUGUGGAGACCAGCUGGGCGCUUGGAGCCACCUUUCGUUAUAUCGAGUCACUUCAAAGGCAGCUUUGAAGCCUUGAAUCAAAUGAAGAAGAUGAAGGAAACUCCUUGGGUAAAAGAUACAAGCACACCAUUGGUGUCUCACUCUCUUUAUUUUUGUGGUACUGUAUUACUCAGCUUAUGUUCUUCAUAUACAUGACAUUUAUUUAAGGAGGUGUUAUUGCAUCUGUGGGCACACAUGUUAAAGCUGCCCAGGGUUCUCCUUACUGGUGGCAGCUCCAAAGUGCCAAUACAUAUGGAUGUGAAAACUGAGGUACUGUAGGUGGACAUACACUGAGGGAGGAGAAACCUUCUGCAGACGACUGUCAUUGUGUACAAUUGAGUGACGCUUUUAUGUCAUCUUAAAAGUGAUUUGGACAAUGUGACAAAAAAAAAAAACAGUAAACAUACUGUAGCAAGAGUGACAAGACGUUCUGCUGCAGUUCAGUAUUUGGCAUACUGUAUGUCUAAAAAUGCCACACUGUACACUUUUAGAUGCAUCAACGAUGGUCAUCCUUGUUUUAGGGCGCAUUCACACUGGAGCUUUGUAAAUUUCCAGCGUUUUGACAUUUUUCAAUCUUUAAUUCCCCCCUCCAGUAUUUUCAGGAAACAUUUCACAGGUAAAAUUUGACUUCCGUCAUUUCCUGUCACCAGUUUGUGGGUUGACCAGAAUGUCUUCUGUGACUUUGUUUUUUUUAGCCUGGAGAUCCCAGUACUCGGAGAUAGUUUAUCACCACAGGUAUUUGUCACGUAUUGGGUUAAGAGUGUCAUAGAAAAUAAUGGCAGGGAGCUUCACAAGUCAUUUAGUCUGGUCCAGGGUUAAAAAGGUUUAGGUGUGAAUGGGCCCUAAAUCUGCACCACAAUGUAAGAUGCUUUGAUUUUAGUCUUAGCAGCCAUGUCAAGUCUGCCUAAUCAUUUCCAAGACAAGUUGGAUUUGUUCGUUCAUUUAUUCGUUUGUUCAUGUAUUUAUUUGUUCGUUCAUUCUUUCAUUGCUUUUCUGCUGUCCAUUGUUCAAGUUUUGUCACUUUUAAUUUGUAAAAGCAAGCUUUUCAACAAAAAGGAUCCAGGAUUGGAAUGUUUUACAUUUAGUCAUUCACUGUACUAGCCAAGCAGCUCAAUUACUUGAACCAAUUGAAAAUGAUUUAAAGUUGUUGGGGGCAAUUGUAACCUACAAUACCGAGAUUGUAGUAGGAAUCUUAACUGAGUGCUGGCACUAGGAUUUUAUAAAACUCUACAACUUAAAAAGGUUUCUGGAUCUUCCCUUGUGUCUGAAAAUUAAAAGCCCAGAAAUUACCAUCAGUUAUCAUGUAGUGGGGGAGAGGUGGGGGUCUCAGUGCAACACAUGUAUACAAAGUGAAGAACACUUCUUACAGCUCAGGGUGGGGGUACACGGGUGGGAGCACCGAUCCCAUUGAUGGCCAGUGUGGAAUGUACUGAAGGGAGACAAUAAAUUACUUGUGAGAAUAUAAUCAAUUUUUAUCUUAACAAUUUCCAUUCAGUAUUUUACAUCUUUAUUAACAUUAACUCAUGCUGGCCUGAAUUUCAUUUUUUUUUUUAUAUUAUUAUUCCCAAGUAAUAAGGAGAGGAAGUGAUUAUACAGUUCCGGAGCAGUGCAUGCAUUCUGAGAAGUUUGUACGAAUGGUCCAUCUGUCCAUACUGUUAAUAUUGAUUCACUGGCAUUAAGAGUUAGGAGAGCUUAAAUCCCUCAGAUCAAUAAAAUGUCACAUCCACAAGAACUCCUCGACAGGAUUCAGGAUAUUUCAUAUGCUGUAGAGCAGCUCUUUAAUGAAUUUUAUUAAUUCUCUCUUUAAAGCUGCUUUUGUAAUUUAUUUUUCAAAUCACAUGCGUCACCAAGUCACUUUAUCAGUUAUCUACUUGCUCUUAUAGGAUUGUUUCUCAUUGAUAAAGGAGUUGUCUUAAUACGUAUUAACACUUUAAUGAAAAUGCUCUUGGCAUUGAGCCCUGCAAGCACCAGCUAUGUUUUGGUCUUAAGGCUCCAUUUCCUCCACUGGUGGUCUGAAUCGGGCUGUUGCUCAUGGGUGGGCUCAUCACACUAUGCUGAUGCGUCUUCGUUCAGUACAUCUGAAGUUGCCAGCAUGCCUGUUGCUCUUCUCCUAUUCAACUGCAUGCCCUACUUCAUGUUGUAUUUCUAUUGACAGGCACUCCACUGUAGUCUGCCAAAUCAAACCCCUAUACAUUACACACUGGUGAAGAAAAUCGAUUCACACCCCAAUGAAAACUGAACUUGGUGUGAGAGAAAUUGGCUUUUUUUUUUUCUUUUUUAAAUCAAGCCUGUUACCUGUGCGGCCCUCAGAGCUUAACCAUGAACAUUCUCUCAGUAUUCUUAAGCACACUUGUGCUUCAGUUUCAAAUCUUUUAGUGAGGCUGCUCAAACAUCUCACCAGACAGGCCACCUGUUCUUUAAGGGUGAACACAUCAUCUGUGGUGGUCCAUUCCAUCAUCCCCAUAGGGAAACUAACUUCAUUUGAAAUUUGGCUCAAAUUUUCUAUGUGCCACAAAUGUAAGCCUUGUUCAUGCAGAGGAUGAAUGUGAACUUGGACUUCAUGUCUGGGAUAAUAACGAGGUUCAGCAUGGACAGCUAAUUAAAUUUGUGACAUCACAUACUUUUUUCCUGAGCUUGUACCGUAACUGACAACAGUAGCCCAGUGGACAACUCAAUUGUAGCUUGUGCGAUUUCUUAAAUGGCACUAAUGUCAGAGUAUGUUGCCUCCACAAUAAAGAGUGGGCACAGCCUGGCACCGGUUUACUAAUGAACAACUGAAAGCACUAAAUUAUUGCAUUUUAUUAAUUAGGUUAGCAUCUGAGAUAACCACAGUAUAAUAAUAAUAUGGCCACACUUCUCUACCAGCUUCAUUUACACAUGAAACACAAUGCAAGAUGACGUACUUGUUUGAGGGGUUGUGGCAGCCCAAGAGUACCACCAUGUAUUACCAGUGCACUGCUAUUCAACAGCAUGGCUUUGUAUUAAAGCAGCAAUACGCUUUUGCUGAAGAAAAAGUAGGAACUGGAAACAUACAAAAACCUUAACACUAAAUUAAAACAUGCCUUACAGGAAACACUGCCUCAAGUUUUAUUGGUCCUUAAAACACAAUGCGGCUUACUGGUAAUGCAGUUUAGUUAGAGCAGGUAACAAGCCAGCUGAAGAACAUGACGAGAAACAAGGACUGCACUUCUGUAAAAACCGGCAGGUGGGGCGCUCAAGUUUGAACUGUGCUUUGUGAAUAAACAGCCAAUGAGCAAACAAAUGGAUGUCUAACACACAAACUGUGAAUUUUGUACUUGGUUUAUGCUGAAUCUUUGUACUACAUAGUUCAAUGAAAUGUUUAAAGCAAAAAAAAAUUAAACCAUUUGGCCAUUAAAGUGAAAAUUCAUACCUUGU